GUCUUUUAAGACUGGUCUCAGGGGGGAGAGAGAGAGAGAGAGAGAGAGAGAGAGAGAGAUGGAAGUGGAGGGAGAGCCGGCGAAUGGGGAAACCAACGGGGAGAUUCUGGGGCCUUGCUUGACCAGCCACGUGGACGACGGCAGCGCGGAGAGCCACCGAUACUACCUGUCACGGAGAACGGUGCUGGAGAUGCUGAGGGACAGAGGCUAUUCUGUUCCCGCCUCCGAAAUCGACCUCUCUCUCCAAGACUUCCGCUUCCUCCACGGCCCAACUCCCGAUAUCGAGCGCCUCCGCUUCUCCGCCACUCAUUGCGCCGACCCUUCCGACAGGAUGCUGGUCAUUUACUGUGGCCCUGGUAUCGUGAAGGUUAAUGUGAUUCGUGGGCUACAUUCUCAGAUUGCUAAUAAGGACACUUUGACGGGGCUCAUAUUAAUUACCCAAAACCAAGUAACAAACCAAGCUCUAAAAACUCUGGAGCUUUAUCCGUUCAAAACUGAAAUAUUCCAGAUUACCGACUUGCUUGUUAAUAUCACGAAGCAUGUCUUGAAGCCAAAGCAUAGGGUGCUGACGGACAAAGAGAAACAAAAACUCCUAAAGAAGUACAACAUAGAAGAAAAGCAGCUUCCCCGACUGUCACGAAAAGAUGCAAUUUCAAGGUACUACGGACUUGAGAAGGGGCAGGUAGUGAAAGUUACUUACAGUGGUGAUAUUACCGAGUCUCAUGUUACAUACCGUUGCAUCUGGUGAUGCCUUCUUCUGGGUGCACUUUUGUAUCAUAUCCUUUUGAGGAAUGUGGCCUUUCUAGUUUCCAGUGUCUAGUUUAUGUGAUGUCAUGUAUUUUCAACCUUGACGAUCAGAAACCUUUUUAUUUCGUAUCAUGUCUGUCAUAUGGAUAAAGAAUUUCAUUUCUCGGUCCGGCCGUAGCUAAUGAAUGGUUGAUUCCUGAUUCUGGUAA
Messenger RNA from Malus domestica (apple), 956 nucleotides. Its product is annotated as DNA-directed RNA polymerase V subunit 5A-like. NCBI's taxonomy places the organism in Eukaryota, Viridiplantae, Streptophyta, Magnoliopsida, Rosales, Rosaceae. The record is from RefSeq and is a predicted model, not a curated record. Gene Ontology annotation, molecular function: DNA binding. Gene Ontology annotation, biological process: DNA-templated transcription.